This is a messenger RNA of Cladocopium goreaui, 1605 nucleotides long. Lineage: Eukaryota; Dinophyceae; Suessiales; Symbiodiniaceae. The record is from the annotation of a GenBank genome assembly.
AUGGGCGAAAUUCGGACAGCCGAGACCAUCCAAGAGCAGCGCCGGCAGCAAUGUCAGAUGAGUACGCUAUGCGUGCUGGGCUCCUCCGUGCUGACCACCCUCAUCAUUAUGUUGGCCUUCCCUGCCAAAGUGGUGGUUCCUGCCUCCGAGCCAGCGAAGCCUGCAGCCAAACCAUAUCCAGCCGCCUGCUCGGCUCACACCAACUGUGCAGAUCAGCAGGGGGACUGCUGUCCUACGAACGCUGGAAUUCUGAUGGGAUGCUGCAGCCAAAUCAAUGCUGAAACCAAUCUGUCACCUUUCCACGGGAUGUGCUAUGCCCCCACGCCAGCGAAGAACGUGACCACGCUGCCAACGGAUGACUAUAUGGCCAAGUGGGCUCAACCCCUGUGGGGCGCCGGAGGAUCUAAUCGAGACGAUCUGAACGCCAUUCGACAGAUGGGCUUCAGAGUCCUGCGCGUCUAUGGCAACGAUCCUCGACUGAGCCAUGUGGGUUUCCUGAAUCGCUGCAAGGCGUUGGGGCUCAAGGUAGUCGUGGCCUUUUCGGACUGGCCAUACACCCAGGAUCCCGACGGCAUGUGCGCCACCGCUCCACCCUACUCUUGCUUCGCCGAAGUGAGGCAGCAGUUUAGCGCCAUGCUGGCGAACGGCUUUGUGUGGAGAGAUAUGAAGAACGGCGGAGAAGCGCAGUACCAUCCAGCCAUCGAGGCGAUCAUUCUGAUCAACGAACCAGAGCUGAAGAUCACCUACCAAGGCCAAAUUGCCAAAGAGUCCUUGAGCAAAGGGUACUACACGAAGGUCCUGCUGAGCGCCUUAGACGGUGCCCUUAGUGCCGAGAGUGACCUGAAGUUGGCUGGGCCCAAGCCGCCCUUCACUGUGGUCCACUCGUUUUCUACCUGCGAAAGCUGCAUUUCCAGUGUGGCAGGCAACAAAGCUGGAGAGGUGCCGGUGGGGAACCAUGCAGCCUUGGGCUUCUUCUAUGAUUUCGUCCUGGGAGCCUUGAAGCCAGAGCUCUUCGACUACAAGCCACAGCACGACCUGAAGGAAGCAUUGCAAAACCGCUGGGCCUUGGGCUUCAACACACAGGACACCUCAGACGUGAUUUGCAGUCAAGUGCUGGAGCCAUUGAAGGACACACCCUUGUCGGGUCUACCUAUUUGGGCAGGCGAGUACAAGGCAUGGUACCAGUCUAUGCCGGAGAGCAAGGUGAAAGACUUUAAGCAGGAUUUCGCCACGGUCACCAGUUGGUUGGGGCAAAGUGGCAGCUGCGAUGGAAAAGGUGCUCCCAUCACAGGUGUCUCCCUCUUUGAGUUCCAGGUGUCGUACUUCAAGGGACCCGGCGAUCAUCAGAUGACCUUUGGCAUCUACGAGCUGGGGAGCACGCAGUUGGGUUCCACCGCAAAGGCCGAGGAAACCAAGUGGCAGGACUUCCCGGUGUGGUGCCGACGGCAGCGACGAAACAACGAUGGAGAUAGCUGGGCACAAGCUGCUGCAGAGGCAUUUUCGUGGGGAGUGGAGGUGAUGGGUGGCACUGUUUUGGACGAUAGCAAGUGCCCCAAGGACGCGGAGAAUGCCGCGGUCGCGGAGGAACUGGCCGUCCAAGUUUGA